ACUGUCUGAGAGCUUAGUCCAGGAGCUGGUGCUCACUGUGGGGUUGGAAAUGUCCAUACUGCUCUGUGUGUCCCUCAUAAUGCACGUCGGGUACUGUCAGGGUUUUCCAGAUAUCUGGGUGUUUCCUUCCCAGGGUCCGGUUGUGGUUGGUUGUCUGGAGCAAACUGUGGCAACCUGUAUUGUCGCUGCAGCCAAGCAAAAUGUUACAAUUGCCUGGAGGACGGACGAUCUGCCCCAUAGCGUAGAAGAAACAGAAACAAGACAUGAUAACGGCACCGCGACCACCCGCAGCGAGCUGAAAAUGAUUCCGAAGUGGAAAAUGUAUCGAAUGAAUGUGAAAUGCAUUGUCGUACUAGAUGGGAUGUUCAAGGACGAGCGGACAUUCACAAUGCAGAACAUUCACUUUGCUCCUCACAUGGUAAUUAUUGAAGACUUUAGCCACGGAGAUGCCUCGUUGCACUUUCUGUGCCAUUGUGAGGCAAACCCACCGGCAGAGUAUAGUUGGCGGAGGGGAGACCAAGUUAUUGCAUCAUCAUCAUCCAUCAUUCUUCCGAGAGAUGCAGAACCAGCAGUGUACACAUGUGAGGUGAAAAACUACUUAGGAGUAACUACUAAAAACUUGAAGAUUGAGACUCGCCAUUAAUCUGAUCUCCAAGGGAAAUCCUAUCAGAAUUUUUUUUAAAUUGGAACGUUCAUCCAGAAGCAGUAUAAACAUGGCGGAUACUGUCCCAUCUGGAAUUGAAAGAGAUUUGGAUAUCAUUCUUGAUCAGUGUUGAGGAUGUCAUGAUAUUAAUGUGAAGCCAUUACAAUAUGGUGCUGGCACCUAGAUGUUUACAUACCAACAUUUGUAAAAUAAUUGCAGAUGCCAAGUGUUAUCUCUUUUCUUGUUUUUGUAUUUAUCCAAUGAAACAAUGGCAUGGGCCUCAGUAGAGGAACGCCCUCUCUGAUGAUAUAAAAACUGCUUAAAUUCCAGUAAUAAAUGAAAACUGCUUUGACCCUGCCUGGUGUCACUAACCUUAGCAGUGAGGCAAGCAUGCAUAGCACAAGACCACUGACUGGAUGUAUCGGUGGAUUAACUCCACGUUCUCAAUGCAUAAAAGUUAAUAAAGACCGUGGGGAUGUGUCAGUGAUGCACUGGAGAAAUGGCAGAAAUCAAUGCAUAAAUAAUGGUUAUGUUUUUAGUUCAUCACAUUUCCUACUAUUUUUUACAAUUCCAAAUAGCCCCUUACACCUAGCUACUGUCUCUAAUAGCUAGCAAAUAAUGUCAUCUGUGUAUUCGAUUUCAGGUUCUUUUAUACUGUGCCUUAUGUCACGGAUGAUCCGCGAGAAUUUUGAACCAUCCUCACAAUAUUAUCAAUAUUACUAUCCCUUACCGAUCAAUGGGCCUAUUAAACAGUCCUUAUUUCCAUAGGGGCCCCCAGAGCUUACAAUCUGAUUACUCAGAGCGUCUCCUUCUAUGUCCUUUUGUUCAAGUCAGUCAAUAGAGGCCAGCAUGCUUCAGACUUCCUACAGACUCUCUAUCACAGCUAAAACUGGAAAUGGACCGAAUGCUAACUUCAUUACGGCGUCCUCUACAAUUAACUGAUCAGACACUGGCUAUUCGUCUGCAUCCCUGGUAAAUAAGAGGUGUGAAGUCAGUUUCCUGAAAAGGAAGUUACCUGGGUGAAACUAUAGACAGUCAGGCACCACGAUCUGAGAUAUGAUUUUUACCCUUUUUAAGAGAGACCAUGCGUCUUACGGACAUAAAAAUUACGUCAUCUUGUCCCUCAGAAUUAAUUGGACAUUUACAUAUGACAAACAUAACUCUAGGAGAUGCCCAGGUAAAGUUAUGGCGUUACCCCAUCAUAAAACAGGUUAUAAUAGUCAUAUUUGAUAUCCCUGAACUCCAUAUUUUGUGGGUAAUGUGAAUCUGUGCUCUUUACUUAUGUACAGCAGAGACAUCCCGCGAUAUGGCACAUACCAUAUUUCAGAACUGGCAUUCAUCUCAGAAAUACAGCCUGCCCCAACAGGCAGACUCUCGAUUCCCCGCCUAGAAUCUGCUAAAGGAGUUCUCCACUUUUAACAACACCUGAAGAUGGCCUCAGCCAGAGAACCCGUGGGCUGUAGGCAUAUUCGGAUUAUUACACUCUGGACAAAGGUUUCUUGGACUUUAUCCCUGCAACGGACAAUUUUACCAACGGACAUCUUUUCUGCGGAAAAUAAGUAUUUUCUUUCUUUUCUCCCUUUUUGUUUAUUGGACUAUACGUUCCUUAAUCACUGCACAUAUUGAGAACUUGUAUUGUAUAUAUAUAAUAAAUGACCUCCAAGUCAUUUCUCUAGCCAUAUGCCUGCU
Bufo gargarizans (Asiatic toad) is the source of this 2332-nucleotide messenger RNA. RefSeq names its product nectin-3-like protein. The record is from RefSeq and is a predicted model, not a curated record. The transcript is spliced from 5 exons. Gene Ontology annotation, cellular component: adherens junction. The coding region runs from base 50 to 643 and encodes 197 amino acids. Gene Ontology annotation, biological process: homophilic cell-cell adhesion; heterophilic cell-cell adhesion. Lineage: Eukaryota; Metazoa; Chordata; Amphibia; Anura; Bufonidae.